This is a messenger RNA of Phymastichus coffea, 4063 nucleotides long. Its product is annotated as putative RNA-binding protein EEED8.10. The transcript has 8 exons. The record is from RefSeq and is a predicted model, not a curated record. Gene Ontology annotation, biological process: SCF-dependent proteasomal ubiquitin-dependent protein catabolic process. Gene Ontology annotation, molecular function: RNA binding; protein binding. Bases 717 to 2669 code for a protein of 650 amino acids. NCBI's taxonomy places the organism in Eukaryota, Metazoa, Arthropoda, Insecta, Hymenoptera, Eulophidae. Gene Ontology annotation, cellular component: SCF ubiquitin ligase complex.
AACGAAGACUGUUUAGUUCCUGUUACUCGAGUUCGACAAUGCAGUUCUCAGUUUGGCAGCCGUAUAUACACAGACACACAGCUCCAAGUUAUCGCGGUUUGUUGCACGCAGACAUCUGUUUAGGUAGUUCAAGGCCAGGUUAAAGUCGUGCACUAUUGUCCCCACCCACGAAGUUAUAUUGUUGAACGGCGGACACAUGUGUAACGUGCCAAAGCCGGUGAUAGGUGAUAGGUAAGUGGUGACUGGUGACUGGUGAGUGGUGCUGAGUCGUGUAGCAACCAAUUUGAAAAGUAGAUGGCUCUGUGAAAUAUUUUACUAUAGGGUCUCUUGUUUACGUGCGUCUUAUUCUCAAUCUUGCCUCGACCCUAAAAGUGGAUGACAACCAGAGUUUAAGUUGAAUUACGAAAACGCAUUCGGCCACAACUUCGUCGACGUCGUGCAAGACUUCAUUACGUAUACCCGCAUCGUUUGUGCUUGAGUUGUUUGCAAAUUUCUUCUGGGUUAUUAUUAACACACCUUAAAAGUUAUACUGUUCUUCCCUGAUGUCUUGCAAUCUUGUUUUUCUGUCCAAGCAUCGUUGUGGAGAUGAUUAUCUGUAGCAGAAGAGGAUUUUUAUUUUGAUUCUGAAUUGAUUUGUCAGUCUUUUUCAUCAUAUAAAAGCAUAACGAUCCAUCCGUGCUCACGCGGGUUCCCGCAACGCACAGACUUCUAGUAAGAUGGAAGAUGAAAUAGACAGAGGCCUGUGCAACAUAUUACAGAGAAUAUGGACCUUGAACGCACAUGGUUUGUCAUUUUUAGAUGAUUAUGCUGCUGAAAAUUCAAUUGAUGAUUUGAAACCAUACACCGUUGAUAAUGUGCCAAUAAGAAAACUCUUUGUUGGCAACAUAGCACAAAGAUCGAAGCACAAAGAUUUGGAAAAGGUAUUUUCCAAAUAUGGUAAAUUAGAUGGUUGCUAUUUGAAGAAGAACAGUGGUAAGAGUAAUUAUGCAUUUGUCACAUUCAGCAGUAUGGAUGAUGCUUUGAAAGCAACAAAAGAUGGGCAGAGAAAAAUGAUCAAUCUGCACAGUCGAGAUUUAAGGGUUAUGCCAGCUGAUUCAUGGCAUCAACCAGACAACGUUGAAAAUAAACUAAAGAAAAUACUCAAAUCUGUAGAAUCAAACCAAGAAAUGUCCACCGAAUUUGAACUCAAUGAAGAUGCACUGAUUCAUAAACUGAACGAUGAUUGUUUGAUGCAUAUCUUUUCCUUUCUUCCUAUAGCUGAUAGAGUGAAAAUUGAAAGAGUAUGUAAAAGAUGGAAAGUAGUGAGUCAAUCGUCAUGGCGUACAUUCAAGAAACUAGACCUCACACAAGCCACAUGGGGCUUCACAUUGUCCAAUCAAGGACCAAGAGAAAUUUACACAUCGAGUCUUCGCAAAGCUUUACUCAGAUGUGGACAAUUUUUAACGCACAUAGACUUAUCGAAUUUCGCUGAGAAGUUGAGCAAAAGCACACUCACAGUGAUUGCCAGAUUUUGUCCGAAUCUGCUAUACAUCGAUAUAACCGGUCUCGGUGUCUCACCGGCAGGAAUAAAAUCUCUAACAGCAAGUUGCAGUAACAUUGUAGAAUUCAAUUUGGGACCUUGUUCGUCACAAUGUGAUCCUGAUUUGUCACUUUUGUUUUCAAAUAACAAAAAACUACGACGUGUGAAAAUCUUCAAGAACUUUAUCAAUGGUAAAAGUCUAAUGAGUUUACCUGAAACUAUUGAAGCCAUCUCGAUAGGCGAGUGCUCCAACGUAUCUCCACGCCAUUUUUGCAAAGCAAUAGAAACGUUCAAGAAUUUACGCUACCUAUCGUUGGAUAAUUGCGUCAAUUUCGACGAUCAAACCGUCGAAGUUAUUGCUCUCUGUGCCGAUACUCUAAAAGAGCUACACUUACGUGAAUACUUCCCAGUAAUGAGCGGAAGAUCUUUAACGCGAAUAUCCGUACUAGUCAAUCUUGAAGUCCUAGACUUAUCUAGGAAUGCAUGUGUCUCGGACGAAUGUUUGAUUGCUGUUGGAAACCACUGUAAAUUGUUGAAAAACGUAGAUAUCAGUUCUUGCCAGUCGGUAUCGAACGCAGGUCUGGCAGGAAUUACUCACCUCCCGAAAUUAGAACAUUUGAACAUCAGCUACCUGGGCAAAGUGACAGAUGAAGUACUUACGGACAUACCCAAUUUACGUACAUUAGUAUGUCGUGGCUGUCCAAGCUUACAAAACACUGGUCUUUGUACCCUCAUUGAAGAAUCUAAAAACGUCGAGCUUUUAGAUAUAUCGGGAUGCGAUCUCGUGUCAAAUGAUUUUAUCGAAGCUGCCAUCAAAGUAACUCUCAAGCGCACAAACAAUAUCUUGCUUAAGAUAUAUGCCGGUAAUACGAAUGUGAAAUUCAGUGAGAUUUCUGCGAUCUCGCCGUUUUUGAGUGUACUCAACGUCGAUCUUUCCGAUGAUUCCCUACGUCCAGAUUUUGAUCAUGCGUUUAUCUUUGCUAAUGAGGCAGGCGCAGAUGAAUUUGAUGACUCGUACAUGGACUUAUAUGACGAUUAUGAUUACGAUUCCAUGGAUGAAUACAUUGAUUAUGCCGAUCUGUUCAACGAUUAUGAACUUGCGUCGCGAUACCACGAUAUCCGUUUUGAUGAUUUGUUCGAUAUGUAUUAAGCUCUGUUCUAUUGGCCCUCUUUUUUACUACAUUUUUUUAAAUUAAUUAAGAUGUUCUUUUUUUUAUAAAAAUUUAGAAUUGUAACUUUUUUAAUGAAAUUUUUCUUGCAUUGUUCUUGCAUGUUAAAGUAUAUACACUAUUUGCAAAGAGAUUUUUUGUUUGGUUAAAUAACAUAUUAUUUAUGUAAACUAGCCUUGUAUAGCGUAUUCUCUUUUUUCGUUAUUAUAAUAUUCUUUGCAUUAAUUAAUCCUUUAUUUUGCAUGCCAACUUUGAGAUUCUAUUGCGCGCAUGAAUAAAUGAUGCAAUUAAAAAAAUCGAUAACUAUUCGUAUUCAUUGGUACAUAAAAAUUUAAUAAUCAUUCCACAAGCACCAUUUGACAAUAGUUAAUGAACUUUUAAUCAUUCCAAGAUAUAUUGGAAAAUAUUUAAAGUUUUAGUAAAUCUACGGUUCAUAAAAUAUCUUAAUCUAAGUCAAUAUUAGAAGCUUUAGGUAGCCUUAGUCUUAAAUGUUAUUAAUAAAUAAAUAAUUUGAAUAUUUUAAAAAAUUCAUAAUACUUUUUAAAAUGCUUCAAAUAUAAUAUAGUUUAAUAUUCUGAUAAGUUUCUGCUAUCCGCACAUCUCGCAGAGGCUUUUUACAUAAUGAGACAUCAGACAACGGAUAUCGGACGUGUACCAAGAUUAUCAAAUUAACAAACAAAUUAUUUGUUUAAUAUUUGGAUGUGUCCAUGAUUGCGCAGGGUGCCAGCAACGAUAAACAGUGUAGAUCUAAUAUAUUAACAUUAUUAGUACAAUAACAUAUCAUUUAACUAUCUUCACCAUGAUAAAUAUCUGAUGGUCGAUGUCUGACGUCCGAUGCCUCCUUAUGUAGAAAGUUCCUCGUGAUCAAAUAUAUAGCUAUAAAGUUAUUUAAUUUUGCUUGCAUUUUAUUUUAUUCUUUUACUUUCUUUCAAAAAAAGUACAAGACAAUAAUAUUCAUCUCAAUUUUCUAUAUAGAAAUAUAAUUAUGGUUUUGUGAUCAUUAAAAUAACCAGUAUAAUUUUAAAACAAAGCCUCGAAUUUCUGUAAAACGAUUUAUGCACUGCAUAUCUUAUACUUGAUUAUUUUCAGAAAUUUUCUUCUUUCUUCAUAUCAAUUUAAUGAAAUGAAUUUACGACUGAAAUAUAAAUAUCCGACUCAACAUCUUUUUAAUACAAAAAAUAUAAUACAGAAUAUAAGGAAUAGUAAAGAGCAGGAUGAUAGGGGCGAUACUUUCACAUAAUUUGGAACAUUUGAAAUCUACGAAAAUUAAUUAGAAAUGAAAUCAACAGGAAUUAUCAACGUUUUACUAAUAUUAUUAUUUAUUUUGUUUUCUUGUAUUUCUUAAAAAUGAAUACGCUAAAAAAUUUUGUUUUCU